UUCACAUGCCACUAUUGACAUAAGCAAAUACACAUUAAUACUGCGAAUAGAAUUCAUAAAAUUUGUUGUUUCUAUUACAUCUUCAUUGCAAGACGUCGCAGUCAUAGUCACAUCCAAAAUGAUCGGCCGAAGCACUACUCUGAUAAUGAGAAGUCCUUUUUAUCUUAAGCCAUCUUUUUAUUUUAGAAACUUGUCAGUUUCUGCGUCGAAGAAUGAUAUCAUAAAAAUCCAAAGUACAGAUGACUUUAAGGAUAAAGUUAUUAACAGCAAGGUUCCCGUUGUGGUAGACUUCUUUGCUACUUGGUGUAAUCCAUGCAGACUUCUUACACCGAGAUUGGAGUCUAUAAUCUCCGAGAACAAAGGAAAAGUAAUCUUGGCUAAAGUUGAUAUUGAUGAACAAUCUGAUUUAGCUCUCGAUUAUGAAGUCAGCUCAGUACCAGUUUUAGUAGCUAUCAAGAAUGGAAAGGUUCAACAACGAAUGGUGGGACUGCAGGAUACUGACAAGCUAAGGAAAUGGAUUGAACAAUUUGCAUCUGAAGAUUCCGAAGUUAAAAUUAAAGCUUAGACAUUGUUGAUAUUUGUGUGAUGUAAAUUAUUGUUAUUGUUACCAAUGAUGCAAUAUAGUUGCAAUAAAUUUUAGAAAUCAAACAAA
Messenger RNA from Danaus plexippus (monarch butterfly), 652 nucleotides. RefSeq names its product thioredoxin, mitochondrial. Gene Ontology annotation, molecular function: protein-disulfide reductase activity. NCBI's taxonomy places the organism in Eukaryota, Metazoa, Arthropoda, Insecta, Lepidoptera, Nymphalidae. The transcript has 2 exons. Gene Ontology annotation, cellular component: cytoplasm. The record is from RefSeq and is a predicted model, not a curated record. Bases 119 to 565 code for a protein of 148 amino acids.